AUGACUAUUCUCGAGCAGAUCAAGCAAGCCUUCGCAGACGGUCCUCGAAGCCAUGUCCGAUACAUUGGCGCCCGAUCGACCUGCACAUCGCUCGACACGACGCCAGCAGAGCACAGCAGUGGUUCUCGGCUGUCUUCGGUCGUCAAUCUCUGGCGAACAGUCCGCCGUUUCGUCCGCGAGUUCCGUCAGCCCAUUCGCAGACGCGCGCUGCUCAUCGGAAUCGCAUACAAGGAAAGGGGGGACUGGGCGCUCAAGGGGACACACGGAGACGUUGACCGCGUUCAGAAGCUACUCGUCGGACACUACAGGUUUCGGCCGGAAGAUAUCACUGUUAUGAAGGAUUCUAAGGAUGUGGAGGAUCACCUAUGGCCUACGGAGCAGAACAUUCGCCGAGAGCUCGCCAACUUUACUGUCAAUUGCGGUCCGCGCGACCGCUUCUUCUUCCUAUACGCAGGCCAUGCUGAACAGAAGAACGAACGUAUCAAAGGGUCCGAAGAGGAUGGGAAGGACGAGUAUAUCAUACCUUAUGAUGCCCCGGACAUGAAUGGGACCGUAUGCAUCGAAGACAACGACCUAUUUCGAUACCUCGUCAAGCCGCUCAAGCCUUACUGCAAGCUAGUGGUAUGA
Schizophyllum commune H4-8 is the source of this 627-nucleotide messenger RNA. RefSeq lists its product as uncharacterized. Gene Ontology annotation, biological process: proteolysis. The record is from RefSeq and is a predicted model, not a curated record. The transcript is spliced from 7 exons. NCBI's taxonomy places the organism in Eukaryota, Fungi, Basidiomycota, Agaricomycetes, Agaricales, Schizophyllaceae. Bases 1 to 627 code for a protein of 208 amino acids. Gene Ontology annotation, molecular function: cysteine-type endopeptidase activity.